AAAAAAAAAAAAAAAAAAAAAAAAAUUAAAAUAAUGAUAAUAAUGAUUAUGUGAUUGUCAAAUUAAAGUCAAUGUUGUGAGUUUAAGGGAAAUUUUGUCGGCUUACAUAAUUUAAUACGUGUGUGGAAGCAGUGAAAGGUCGAGAGCGUGGAAAAGUAGAGCUACGCUGGCGUUGAAUCAUGGCUCGGGGCAACAAUCUGAAGUUCGAGAGUUUGCGAGAGCACAAUAGCAACAGACCAUGCCUAUCGAGGAAGCGGCUAAUGAUAGGAGGCUUCGUGCUGGCGGGCAUGCUGCUCGUGGUAGUGCUGGCCAGUGCGCUGUACAUCAGCGGCAGCAACGAUUCUGGGAUCAAGAAAUCUGAUGCCAUUGAGGACGAGAAGCUGGUGCCGCCUGACCCCGAGCAGCAGCCACCGGCAUCCUGGAGCAAACUCAAGGCGUUCAAACGGGGCGCCGUUUGCGCCGAUGGUGCGCCUUGCGCGGGUAUUGGCAGAGGAAUACUCGAACGAAACGGAUCAGCCGUCGAUGCAGCUAUCGCUUCUCUCAUUUGCAAUGGCCUAGUUAACAUGCAAAGUAUGGGCUUUGGCGGAGGAUUUUUAAUGACCAUCUACGAAAAAAAAACAAAUCGAGCUUAUGUUCUGAAUGCAAGAGAUGUUGCACCAGCCGCAGCACAUGCAUACAUGUUCAAUAACACUGCGGAGUACUCCUCGCGUGUCGGUGGAUUGGCAAUGACAGUACCCGGCGAGAUAGCAGGUUACUGGGAAGCUCACAAGAGAUUCGGAAAACUUCCGUGGGCUGAGUUAUUUUAUCCGAGUAUAGAGCUGUGCGAAAAUGGUUACAACUUGACGAAAAUUCAAUACGAGGGUCUACAUCACAAUGCGACCAACAUUCUUUUGGAUCCAACUUUGAGAAAAAUUUUCGUUGAUCCGGAAACCGGCACAUUUCGCAAAAUAGGAUCGCACAUUCGGCCAAAAGCAUUAUGUCAGACUAUGAGGGUACUGGCCGAGGAAAAUGCAGCAGUAUUUUACAAUGGCAGCUUGGGCCAAAAACUCGUCGAAGACAUUCAGAAACGGGGCAGUAUCAUCACGAUGAAAGAUUUGAACAAUUACAAAGCCAAAUGGGAGGAGCCAGUAACCACGGAGCUCAAAGACAAAACCAAAGUUUACACAGUGGGUGCUCCAGGCAGCGGUUACUUGCUGUCAUUUGCACUGAACGUUUUAGACGAGUUCAAUUUCACGCCAAAAGACAUCAACAGCACCAAAGCCACAGUUAAAACGUACCACAGGAUCAUAGAGACUUACAAAUACGCCUACGCUUUUAGAACACUACUCGGCGAUGUCAAGCUGCCCGCGCUAUUCAAAAAUAUAACGACGAAAGACUUUGCACGCUCGAUAAAAACCAAGAUCCGAGACAAUGGCACGUGGAAUGAUCCAGCCCAUUACGGGGCCGAGAAGGUGGGCCGCGAGGACCACGGCACUGCCCACAUUGCGGUGAUCAGCGAGGCUGGCGACGCGGUGUCCGUCACCAGCAGUAUUAACAUUUAUUUUGGCAGUGGUGUUAUGAGCGAACAAACGGGCAUACUGAUGAACAGUGCCAUGGACGAUUUUGGUCUGCCCGACCGACUGAGUUACUUCGGCCUGCCGGCUAGCGAGAAUAACCUCAUUGCUCCGGGCAAGAGACCGCAGUCGUCGAUGAGCCCGACAAUUUUGGUUGAUUCCAACGGUGACGUCAAAAUGGCCAUAGGAGCUGCCGGUGGUACUAAGAUCACCACGUCCAUUGCUUACGUACUAGCCCGAUACUUGUGGCUGGGCAACACCUUGAAGGAGGCGGUCGACGCGCCCCGCGUCCAUCACCAGCUUUUCCCGAUGGAAGUGGCUUACGAGUUCGGUGUGCCAAAGGACGUUGUUCGCGGGCUGCGAGCCCUCGGUCACAAGACCGCGAGGUACAGGGACCGUGGCAGCGUGAUUUGCGCCCUGGCCAAAAGCAACGGCACCAUUUACGCGAACGCGGACCAUCGCAAGGGAGGCGAUGUCUUUGGGAUCUGAGUUGGAGGAAGCAGUGAUUCAAAGAGAGUUGCCAAACCAGAGAUAAUUACGAUUAUCAAAGGCAAUAGUAGUUUGGGAAAUUUUUGUGAAUUUUUUUCAUCCGUAAAAUUACGAUGUCCUUCCAUGUACUUCGAGCGGAUGUCGUGGUCCAAACUACCUGGUGAUACGGUACAAUAUAUCUGGUGGACGUUCGAAAACAACAAGAACAUGCGGUUGUUUGGUCGAAAAUCAAAAGCAGACAAAAUAAGGUUUUUCUGCUGCUAGUGAUGUACUUACAUAGGUAAUUUGUGCUAACUGAGUGAUAUCGAUGAAUCAAGGGCAAUAAAAUUGAAUGAAAACGCAUAUCAUGGUGUCGAAUCGACACGAAUCCGUACGUGAACAAUUAAAAUCGCAAUACAACGAAGUGUCAAACUUCAAAUAGAUAUAUAUUCUUAGAGAUACCAUAAAAACUAUUUGUAAAUAUUUAAUUCUAGAGA
Molecule: messenger RNA, 2518 nt
Organism: Copidosoma floridanum
Lineage: Eukaryota; Metazoa; Arthropoda; Insecta; Hymenoptera; Encyrtidae
Product: scoloptoxin SSD14
Biological process (GO): glutathione catabolic process
Cellular component (GO): plasma membrane
Molecular function (GO): glutathione gamma-glutamate hydrolase
Source: RefSeq, a predicted model, not a curated record